This is a messenger RNA of Cladocopium goreaui, 495 nucleotides long. The record is from the annotation of a GenBank genome assembly. Lineage: Eukaryota; Dinophyceae; Suessiales; Symbiodiniaceae.
AUGGCCAGCUGUUUUUUCCCUGUGCAGGAUAGAUCAGCUGAAGGUUUGAGAGCCAACUCUAAACCAGCUCUACCAACUCCAGGGCAGGAGGUCGAUCCUCUGAGUGAAGCAGGCGUUCCCUUGCGCUUAGUGACUUGCACCGUGGAAGAAAUGCAAAGAGAUGGGUCGACCUUGCUUGAAGAGUGGUUUCUGGAAAAUCACCACUGGGCCUCUGACUUUGAGACAUGGCGAAGCAGAGGUUUGGACGCGGUGAGCGUCUUGUGCCAACCGGCCCCAAAGCAGGCGGAGGAAGUUCGAUGCCUGGAAUGUGUUGGUCAUGUCUCGGAGAUACCCUUUCCGCCAUCUAGUCCAACCUUGGAUGCCAUGGUGGCGGUACUGCAAGCAAGGUUGGUAACUCCUUGGAGGAAUGGAAGCAUGCACUACUGCCGGACCCGUGUUCGCGCUUCUGGCGAACAAGCUUUUUGCAAAGCUGCUGCGAUUAUUGUGCCUGCUUGA